AUGAAGUUCCUGACUCCCUUAGCGCUAAGCGCAACAUUCUCGACCGCUCUAGCUGCGGUCAUUCCUCAGGAACCACUUGGGCCUUCAAUCGUCCAAAAUACCCAGGAGCCUAAAUGGCUGAUUGAAUUGGCCCCAUAUACCACUCGCUGGGUCACAGAAGAAGAGAAGUGGGCAUUGAAGCUUGAUGGAGUCAACUUCAUCGACGUUACCGAUGAAUUUCAGUCGGGUUCCUACGGUGUCUUGCAUACCCAGCGCAUCGUCCGAUACCCUGGACAAAUGGAACACUCCAGUGACGUGUUCCCACUAGCCAAGGAUCUAUCAAAGAGCAACAUGAAGAAGAACCUGGAGCAUUUCACUUCCUAUCACACCCGCUACUACAAGUCUAAGACUGGUAUUGAGUCUGCCGAGUGGCUAUUAUCACAGGUUUCCGAUGUGGUCCACGAUUCGGGCGCAAGUGAGCAUGGCGCAUCUGUGGAGCGUUUCGACCACCCAUGGGGCCAAUUCAGUAUCAUUGCGCGAAUCCCGGGUCAGACCAACAACACCGUGGUGUUGGGCGCCCACCAGGACAGCAUCAACCUUUUCCUUCCCUCUAUCCUGGCUGCGCCAGGUGCUGAUGACGAUGGCAGUGGAACUGUCACUAUCCUUGAAACGCUCCGGACUCUGCUGCAGUCUGAAGCCAUUGUUCGGGGACAGGCGGAGAACACCAUUGAGUUCCACUGGUACUCUGCCGAGGAAGGCGGCCUGCUGGGUUCUCAGGCCAUCUUUUCUAGCUACAAGAAAGAUUAUCGCGAGAUCAAGGCUAUGCUUCAGCAGGAUAUGACCGGCUACGUCCAAGGCACCCUGGACGCUGGUCUGCCAGAAUCAGUUGGAGUCAUUGUCGACUACGUGGACCAAGGCCUCACCGAAUUCAUCAAGGAAGUUAUCACAACUUACUGUGAUAUCCCUUACGUUGAGACCAAGUGCGGCUAUGCCUGUUCGGACCACGCAUCGGCUAGCCGAUUUGGCUACCCUUCGGCAUUCGUGAUCGAGUCCCAGUUUGAGAAUUCGGACAAGAAGAUCCACUCAACUGAUGACUUGAUCAAGUACCUGAGCUUUGAUCACAUGCUCCAGCAUGCUAAGAUGAGCCUAGCCUUUGCAUACGAGUUGGCAUUUGCGCCUUUCUGA
This is a messenger RNA of Penicillium malachiteum, 1164 nucleotides long. It is a transcript of the gene lap1, whose product is annotated as putative aminopeptidase. Gene Ontology annotation, biological process: proteolysis. The coding region runs from base 1 to 1164 and encodes 387 amino acids. The transcript is spliced from 3 exons. Gene Ontology annotation, molecular function: metalloexopeptidase activity. NCBI's taxonomy places the organism in Eukaryota, Fungi, Ascomycota, Eurotiomycetes, Eurotiales, Aspergillaceae. The record is from RefSeq and is a predicted model, not a curated record.